Molecule: messenger RNA, 1384 nt
Organism: Microdochium trichocladiopsis
Lineage: Eukaryota; Fungi; Ascomycota; Sordariomycetes; Xylariales; Microdochiaceae
Product: SGNH hydrolase-type esterase domain-containing protein
Exons: 3
Coding region: 370-1197 (275 amino acids)
Molecular function (GO): phosphatidylcholine lysophospholipase A1 activity
Source: RefSeq, a predicted model, not a curated record
CUCACUCACAAGACCACGCGGUUCCAGUGGUCACCAGCUACAGCCAGGAACCAUCUCUCUGCGGCACCCCCUGUCCUCCCAAGCAAGCUCCAUGACACAGCACGGUGAGCUCUUGUAGCCUGAGGCCCCAUUCCCUCCCAGCGGCAACGACUUUCUGCACCUUGGCUCUUUUCUCUCUCCCGCCUCUCCCUUCCUCAAGGUUGAUUGUCCGCGGACGACGUCGAGUCCAACCCCCGCCUUAGCCCGUCAUAAGAACCCGGGGCUUCCUGGUCCGACGCCCGAGCCCACACGAGCCCCCAAGCAUCGCCGACUGUGUGCUAGGUACGAUCCGCCCGUCACAAAGAAGAUACUCCGUGCCAGCAGAUCCCCAUGGGGUCCCUCAGGUCGCAGGGCCAGAGGCACACCUCGAUGGCCCCGCCGCCUGCUGCGAGCUCUGCCUCGGCCAAGCGAACCCCUCUGCGAAUCCUCUGCUUCGGCGACAGCCUCACGUCAGGGUUCCCGACCGGCAUGCCCUAUGCGGUCCAGCUGCGCCUCAAGCUGGCCGCCGCGUUCCCACACCACGAGAUAUACUGCGAGGUAGAGGGCGUGCCCGGGGACCAGGUCGCAAAGGGCAAGUUCAUCGAGCGGAUGAACCUGUCCUGGAAGCUCGCGGAGCGGGACAAGGAGCCCUACGACUGGACGAUAGUCCUGGGCGGGACAAAUGAUCUCGGCUGGGGCACCCCCAUAUCUGACAUCAAGCAGGCUCUCGAAAAGUGUUGGGACAUCGCCCUCGCCAAGGGCUCCAAGGUGCUCGCCCUGACCGUGCCCGAGACCAAGUAUAACCGCGACAAGCUCAUCAGCCAGAGGGAAGAGCUGAACGCCUUUAUCAAGGACACCAAGAAACGCGGCUUCUUCUACCACGACCUCCACAGCUCUUUCCCCUACCACUCAUUACCGCCAUCGAGGAAGCCCGAGCUGUGGAACCCGGACGGGCUGCACCUGACGAGCGAGGGCUACGCCGAGGUCGGGUCCAAGGUCGCCGACGAGCUCAUCCGGCUGAUACGCCUGCAGGAAGCCACCGAGACCGAGAUCAGCUCCAUCUUCACCGACGCCCGGCAGCGCCGUGCUGUGGAAGACCUCAUACAAGAGGAGGAGAGGGGGGACCCGAAGCUCCUGAGCCAGGGCUACAUUUAUGUGCGGCGGCAUGAUCUCGACUGAACUAGGCGUUGCCUUCUGGGUUAAACAAACAACCUGGAUUUUUCUAUAUUCCGGCUUUGGAAAUUGUGGCGUUAAUUCUGGGGCAUCACUCACACGCACGCACGCACAUAACAUGUCCCAUAUUCCCCCAUGAUGCUUGCACAAUCUCAAGAUUACUGGCGUUUUUGGUGUUCCCAUCUUUUCAAAU